Molecule: messenger RNA, 1437 nt
Organism: Micropterus salmoides (largemouth bass)
Lineage: Eukaryota; Metazoa; Chordata; Actinopteri; Centrarchiformes; Centrarchidae
Gene: nelfe
Product: negative elongation factor complex member E
Exons: 11
Coding region: 155-1195 (346 amino acids)
Biological process (GO): negative regulation of transcription elongation by RNA polymerase II
Cellular component (GO): NELF complex
Molecular function (GO): RNA binding
Source: RefSeq, a predicted model, not a curated record
ACUUUUAAGAGGCCACACAUGUUUUAUUGUUCUGGCAUGCUGUUAGUUUGUUUUUUGUGUGGCCUAAAUUAGCUACAUUUGUAUUAUAUCGGAAGGAAGUCGUGUUUUGGUUUCUGGUUUUAUUGUUAAGUUACCCAGCAGCGCUGGUGCCGUCAUGGUGGUGUUUCCAAGUUCCCUGACGGAGGAAGAGGAGGCCCUGCAAAAGAAAUAUGCGAAACUUAAGAAAAAGAAAAAGGCGCUGCUUGCCUUGAAGAAGCAGAGUUCAACCAACCAGACAAACCAGAGUGGUUUGAAACGGACUUUGUCGGACCAGCCUGUUGUUGACACUGCAACGGCAACAGAGCAAGCAAAGAUGCUGAUCAAGUCAGGUGCCAUCAGUGCCAUCAAAUCGGAGAACAAGAACUCUGGCUUUAAACGCUCUCGAAUGCUGGAAAUCAAACUCAAGGACCCUGAGAAAGGCCCAGUUCCUGCUUUCUUACCUUUCCAAAGGAGUUUCUCUACAGAGGAAGAACAACCUGAGUCUGGGAAGAGAUCCCACAGGAAAUCUCUUUAUGAGAGCUUCGUCACUUCAAGCAACCGUUACCGGGAUGAGGAUGACGGAGGCGGCAUGUCAUCAACCCGUGAAAUGGACAGAGAGCGAGACCGCGACCGAGAGCCAGAUAGAGAGCGGGACAGAGAAAAAGACCGGGACCGGGAAAGGGAUAGAGACCGAGGCAGGGACAGAGACCGGGAACGAGACAGAGAAAGAGAUCGAAGCAGAGACAGGGAUCGAGAGCGCGACAGGGAACGUGACAGAGAAAGAGAUGGACCGUUCAGACGGUCAGAUUCAUACCCAGAGCGGAGAGGGGUGCGAAAGGGGAAUACGGUGUAUGUUUAUGGCUCUGGGCUCGCAGAGGACAGCCUGCGCACUGCUUUUUCUCAACAUGGAAACAUCAUCGACCUCUCCAUGGAUAACCCACGCAAUUGCGCAUUUAUCACGUUUGAAAAGAUGGAGUCUGCAGACCAGGCUGUAGCUGAGUUGAAUGGAAGCACGGUUGGAGACAUUCACAUCAAAGUCAGCAUCGCCAGGAAGCAGCCCAUGCUGGAUGCUGCCACUGGCAAAUCUGUGUGGGCUUCACUGGCUGUGCAGAACAGCACCAAAGGCUCCUACAGGGACAAGAGGAACCAAGUCGUGUACAGUGAAGAUUUCCUGUGACGAAAACAAUUAUUAUGGUUUUUAUUUUGGCAUGUAGCUUUUCCUGUUUUUGUAUUAAUGACCUGUUAGACAGCUGCUUAAAGUGUCUGUCCUGCGGGAUAAAGACAAAAUUAUCUGUUGUCUUUUGGAUCAGAUCGCUUACAAUCACAUGGUUGACAUGUGAUGCUGUGUGUGGCAGUUUUGCUCAUGAAACUAGAGAUACGGUUUUGUGGAGGUCAAUAAAUAGUAUUCACACAUUGUUA